GCCUGUGGCGCAGUUCAGCAUGGAGCCGCAGAGGGAGAAGCCGCCGGGACAGGAGCAGGAGGAGGAGGAACCGACCCAGGAUGAUCUCCCCAAUGAGCGCGUGACCAUGCGCCUCCGGCAGCUGAUCAGGGAACUCUGGCCAGAGAAGAGCCUGCCCGCGAGCUCAGAACUCAGCGAUCACCUGCAGCGAGCCAGCGCCAAAGGCGACAACUACUUGGGCGUGGUGUGGCGCCUACGCGUGCCCCCCGAUCGCAGCCUGGUGGUGAAGCUGCCGCCUCAGAACAGCGUCCGGCGCAAGCAGUUUUUCGCCAGGCCGUGCUUCCUGCGCGAGUCGCAGGCCUACGAGGAGUUCCUGCCCCUCGUGGAGGAGCUGCAGGACCGGUGGGGCGUGCCCGAGGAGGAGCGCUUCCGGCAGCACGCCCGCUGCUUCCACACCUGCCGCGACGAGCCCGACGAGUGCAUUGUACUGGAGGAUCUGUGCCGCUCCGGCUUCCAGCUACACGACCGCUUCAGACACCUACCCCUCCAGCAUGUGGCGCAGGUGAUGCGCGCCUACGGCAAGCUGCACGCCGUCUCCCUGGCGGCCAAGCGCCAGUGCCCCGAGAGGCUGCUCCCCUUCCGCCAAAUGGUAGACAUCUUCGAGCAGCGGCGGGACGACACCGCCCUCGCCUCAUACUUCGAGAACCUCAAGGAGAGUGCGCUCAGCGCUCUGCUCUCCCCGGCGGAUGACGCGUACGGGGCGCGGCUGAGGGAGUACUUCUCGCGGGGAACCUACUUCGACCUGCUCCUGCCCCUGAUCAACGGCACCAACUGCGAGCCCUAUGCCGUGGUCUGCCACGGCGACUGCUGGAACAACAACAUCAUGUACAGGCUCUGUCCGCUCGAUCUCCGGCUGAUCGACUGGCAGCUGAUGCGCUAUGCCUCCCCAGUAACGGAUCUGGCCUACUUCCUAUUCACCUGCACCACGCGCGCCUUCCGCCAGAGCCAUCUGCAGGCCAUGCUCGAGGAGUACCAUGUCCAGCUAGGCCAGCAGCUGACGAGACUGGGUGAGUCCGUGGAGCAGCUGCUGCCUCGAAAGGCUUUUGCGGAGCAGCUACGUGCCAAGGCGGCCGUGGGCCUGCUCCUCGCCAUGAUGGUGCUGCCGAUAGUGACCAUGCAGGGCCAGGAUGUGCCCGAUCUGCAGGCUAUCAGCGAUAUGAUCGAAGCCGGCGGCAGCACUAACCUCCAGGGAGCCGGCUUCCUGGGCACCGGCAACGAAGAGCUCUACAAGCGACGCAUGCGCGAGGUAAUCCUCGACUGCGUUGACAGCGACUAUAUCUAGGAUGGCUUACCUUCUGCUGCAGCUGGAGCUGGUGGGCGCGCGCCAUAUUCAUCUGCUGGGGAUUGAGGCGCAGCCGCUUGGCGCUCUUGGCGAAUCGGAGCGUGGAAAUGGUCUCGGUUAGGUCGCAGCUGUGCGGACUGAUGCACGCGAGGAAGGUGAGGUACGACUGCGAGGUCAGCGACUCUGCGGAUGAGACAUUAAAGAUUAUAAUCAGA
Drosophila pseudoobscura is the source of this 1536-nucleotide messenger RNA. It is a transcript of the gene pkm, whose product is annotated as Pinkman. Bases 20 to 1321 code for a protein of 433 amino acids. The record is from RefSeq and is a predicted model, not a curated record. The transcript is spliced from 2 exons. Lineage: Eukaryota; Metazoa; Arthropoda; Insecta; Diptera; Drosophilidae.